AUGGCUCAAUACCAACCAAUAAUCACCGCCCCAGAAGAUUACAAAACCGCGCAUAAACGGCGAAUCAUCUAUAUUCGUCCAUUUCUCCUCUUUUGGCUCAGCUGUCUUUUCAUCGAAAUUGUUUUCCUUGCUGUUGGUGUCUUUAUCAUGACUGGCACCCGCGACCUCUUCCAGAAGGUUAUGUGGACGAUUGUGUUCUGUCCCCUAGGCAUGGGUGGAACCCUGGGUGGCCUCAUAAACACUUUCAUCGUCGACCACCACUACGGAAAGAAAGCUGCUCAUUUCACUGCCAUCUUGACGCUACUGGUUCUCAGUACAUGCAACUACCUCUGCUAUAGCUUGGACCGGCACUUUGGAUGGUUCGGGGCCUCUGAACAUCCCAUGUGGUUCCACUGGCGAUAUCCUGCGCUCUGGGUGAUCGGAUACGUGAAUGGCUUACUGCUAUUCACAGAUAAGGGACAGGAGAUGCUGGCGAGAAUGAAGCUUUAG
Messenger RNA from Aspergillus calidoustus, 489 nucleotides. Lineage: Eukaryota; Fungi; Ascomycota; Eurotiomycetes; Eurotiales; Aspergillaceae. The record is from the annotation of a GenBank genome assembly.